This is a messenger RNA of Erigeron canadensis, 2363 nucleotides long. RefSeq names its product U-box domain-containing protein 19-like. The transcript has a single exon. Gene Ontology annotation, cellular component: nucleus; cytoplasm. The coding region runs from base 78 to 2141 and encodes 687 amino acids. Gene Ontology annotation, biological process: protein ubiquitination. Gene Ontology annotation, molecular function: protein binding; ubiquitin-protein transferase activity. The record is from RefSeq and is a predicted model, not a curated record. NCBI's taxonomy places the organism in Eukaryota, Viridiplantae, Streptophyta, Magnoliopsida, Asterales, Asteraceae.
AUAACAAAUGACAGAAAGAUAACAUUCCACAAUUUCAGCUAAAUAACACAAAAACCAAACUUUCCAUUUAUAUCCAAAUGCUACAAAAAUAUGAUCAAAACACUCGCCGGGUUCUUAAAUUUCCGGCAGUCCUUCCUUGUCAAGAUGUCAAUCCUAAAACAUUGGUCUCUUCAUUAACCUCUCUUUCACAAUCUAUUACAAAUUACCAACUAAAUGUUUUUGUCACACAAAGAAAAAACAUUCGUGAAACAAUCCGACAAGUAUCAAUCUUAAACAUGUUUUUCGUCGAGAUCAUGGACCGUUGUAGUUUCGACAGAUUAACAGAUUCAGCUGUUUUGUGUUUGUCGGAGCUUCAUCAUUCUUUACAAAAGAUGAAUUUUCUACUACAAGAUUGUUCACGACCCGGUUCGAAAAUAUGGAUUUUAAUGAAAUCUCACUUUGUUGCUACACAGUUUAUGAGUUUGAUACGUGGAAUUGCGACAGCCCUCGAUAUUCUUCCGAUUUAUUGUUUUAAUGUUUCACAUGAAAUGAAAGAAUUGUUGGAUAUGGUUGUGAAACAAGCCCGAAAAGCCAAAAUGGAAGUUGAUCCGGAUGAUGAUUACGCCAUGAAACGGGUUAUGUUGAUAUUGAAUCAAUUCGAAAACAGGUUCGAGCCUGACUCGAUUAUGAUAAAUCGAGUUCUAUAUUAUUUGAAAAUCAAUACUUGGGGUGAGUGUCAUAAAGAGAUUAGUUUUUUAGAUGAUGAAUAUUGUUUAGAAUUGUUAGAUAAUAGUGAAAGGGAUUUGAACAUGUUGUCAACUUUAUGUAGUUUCAUGAGAUAUUGUAGGGGUGUUCUGUUUGAACACUCUGUAGUUGAGAAUCAAGAUGAUGGUAUUUUUCGUGGAAAUAAUUUGGAAAUCCUCAGCUGUUUAAACCCUGAGGAUUUCCGUUGCCCGAUUUCUUUAGAACUUAUGACUGACCCGGUGAUUGUGUCCACGGGUCAGACAUAUGAUAGGGUUUCUAUAGAAAAAUGGUUGAAAUCGGGCAAUUUAAUUUGUCCAAAAACAGGAGAAAAGCUCGCUACUACAGAGCUUGUCCCCAAUUUAAACCUUAGGAAAGUUAUUCAUCAAUAUUGUAUAGAUCAUGGAGUUUCGAUAUCGAAAUUCCAAAAACAAAGUAGGGAUAUUUCGUCCACGGUUCUUCCGGGUAGCCCGGCUUCUGCUGAAGCAAUUAAGUUUCUUAGUGAGUAUCUAGUGAGAAGAUUAAGAAACGGGUCAGAAAAACAGAAGAGUAGAGCUGUUUAUGAGAUCAGGUUACUUGCGAAAUCGAAUAUCUAUAAUCGUCUUUGUUUAAUUGGGGCUGGAGCUAUUCCUCAUAUGUUGGGUCUACUUUCGUCGUCUGAUCCCACGAUGCAGGAGAACGCAAUUGCGGGUUUGCUCAAACUUUCAAAGCAUACAAACGGGAAGAAAGUGAUCAUCAAUUACGGAGGGCUAAAUUCGAUCGUAGAGGUUUUGAAAAACGGGUUGAAACAAGAAGCUAAACAAAUAGCAGCCGGGACUAUUUUUUACUUGUCAUCGGUUCAAACAAAUCAGAAACUUAUUGGUGAAAUCCCGGAUGCGAUUCCUACUUUAGUUGAACAAAUAGAAACAGGGACUUCUUGCGGUAAAAAGAACGCGUUAGCAGCCUUAUUCGGGAUACUACUUUACCCAAGAAACCACCAAAUCGCGCUUUCAACUGGGAUUGUUCCAUUGUUGUCAAACCUCAUUUCAACUUCAGAGAAACCUGAAAUUGUUACAGAUUCAUUAGCAGUGUUGGCUACAUUAGCCGAAAGCUUUGAUGGGUCAGAAACUAUCUUGAAAGCUUCAUCAUUGCAACUACUCAUCAAGACGCUACAAACCUCGCCUUCACGAGCCUCAAAAGAGUAUUGUGUAUCGAUCUUGUUGGCAUUGUGCAACAACAUAGGGAAUGAAGUGGUUGCUGUUUUGGCAAAUAACCCGAAUUUUAUUGGGUUUUUGUACUCAUUAUCGACGAAUGGGGGUUCGCAGGCAGGCAAGAAAGCGCGAACAUUGAUCCGAAUCAUGCAUAGGUUCCAUGAGACGAGCAGUUCAAGUAUGAUUGCUAAUUGGGAUACAUCAAGACCUGCAACGAUUCAUUCAUGUUAGUCUAAUUCAUAUAUAGUUCUUAUUUAUUUUUUACAUAGAAGCUCGGAAUUUUUUUGAAAGAGCUAGCUAAGAAUUAUAUGAUACACUUGUAAAAUAUACCUAUAGACGACAUUAUUGUAGCCAAAAUUAUACACUUCUUUUUGUACAUAUACAUAUACACAUGUAAUAUAAGCUGUUGAAUUUGAGGAUAUGAAAUACCACAUUUGGUACGUUUGUAAUAAA